AUGGCACCUCGCCAAGGUGGCUAUCUCCGCGUUCCGGGACAAGAAGAGGACCUUUGUCGGCAGCCUCGCCGCAGCCGAUCCGGUUCCGCCGGCCGGAGGCUCAAGGCCUUACCCAGCGAGAAGCCGCUCCCGGCCCUUCCGCCGUCGACGCCCACGUCAGGGGCGGCCUUUGUCGACAUUGAUCUCGACGGCGGCGGCACCCACAGCUCACCCAGCAGCCGUCGUCGCGCCACCAUCGCAAUCGCUCUCGCGCUGGCUGUUGUGGGAUGCAUGCUUGCCUUUGUGGUCCUUGGGUUCGCCUGGGAUAACGGCGGCGUGAGAAGGGGCCCGAACGCGCUGGACGGCCUAAAGAACCCGGACGAUUGCCCGUGUAGGCCGGACGAUGACGUGCCGCAGUAUUUCAGGACGAGUCCGGAGCUGUGGGCUGGCCCGACAGCAACCGGUAGACCUGCCUUCAUGGCGCAGACAAGAAUUCUGCCGACGGGUACCUUUGUGCCGAAUGCGCCGCUGCAGACGGACAUCCCUAUCGAGGGGAUGGGGAGCAAGAAUGAGAGUAUUUUCAACAUGAUGGGAUAUCUUACGCCGUAUCAGCCGAGCCCUGGGUUUGGCGUAGAGGAGUACGCGCUGCCAGAAGGAGCCGACAUUGUUCAAGUUCAGAUGCUCUCUCGUCACGGAUCUAGGUAUCCCACCAUGGGAUCCAAUGUCGCCGAUUUUGGGCAGCGCAUCGCAAAGGCUGGCAAGAAGUUGAAUGCCAAGGGGGCUCUGAAGUUCUUGAAAAACUGGAAAUACCAGUUGGGACAUGAGAUCCUGGUUCCGAAAGGGCGUCAAGAGCUCUUCGACUCUGGGAUUUUGCACUCGUAUAUGUAUUCGUCGCUGUAUAAUCCGAAUAGCAAGAUCAUUGUGCGGACAACUACGCAAGACAGGAUGCUCAAGUCAGCCGAAUACUGGCUAGCGGGUUUCUUUGGUCUCGAAUGGACUAAGAAUGCCACUAUCGAGGUUAUCAUCGAGCAAGACAGGGCGAACAAUUCGCUCGCGGGUUAUUUGAACUGCCCCAACGCCCGCAAGCAGAAUGGAGGCGAUGAUGCCGCCAAGGUUUGGAUCUCAAACUACCUGGCCAAUGCUACUGCUCGUUUGCGAGAUCUGGCGGAAGGAUAUGACUGGACCAUUGAUGACACCUACGCGGCUCAGACCAUGUGUCCUUACGAGACUGUGGCCUACGGCUUCAGCGUCUUUUGCGACUUGUUUACAUACGAAGAGUGGGUUGGCUUCUCCUACUCCGUCGAUCUUAUGUUUGCCGGCAACAACGCGUUCCAGAACCCCACAGGCCGCGCUAUAGGCAUCGGCUAUCAACAAGAGGUCAUUGCCCGCCUCCAGAACCACACUCUGGGCUACUCGGGGUCACAGAUCAACGUCACAUUAGAUAACAACACGGUCACAUUUCCGCUCAAUCAGAGCCUCUACUUUGACUUCUCCCACGACACCAACAUCGCCUCGAUCCUAACGGCCUUUGGUCUGAAGCAAUUCGCUCAGCUCCUCCAGCCGACGGAGUACCCGGGCCAGCACAACUUCACCGUCUCGCACAUCACACCCUUUGGCGCCCGGCUCGACAUCGAAAUCAUCAAGACCCCCAAGCCGUUUAAGACCGAUCGAUCGGGGUACGAAAAGGAUGGCGGGGAGACCAAGUACAUCCAUUUCGUCUUGAAUCAGAGGACCGUCCCCUUGGGUUGGAGUUUCCCGGAGUGCGACGUCACGAGAUUAGACGGCUGGUGCGAGCUGGAGACGUUUUUGAACGUGCAGCAGCAUAUGCCUGAGCUGGCGGACUAUGAUAGGGCUUGUCAUGGAGACAUUGAGACUGUGCCGUACGGGGUGGUGUACGAUGGUAGGCCCAUGUGA
Colletotrichum orchidophilum is the source of this 1893-nucleotide messenger RNA. Its product is annotated as histidine acid phosphatase. The coding region runs from base 1 to 1893 and encodes 630 amino acids. Gene Ontology annotation, molecular function: acid phosphatase activity. The record is from RefSeq and is a predicted model, not a curated record. The transcript has 10 exons. NCBI's taxonomy places the organism in Eukaryota, Fungi, Ascomycota, Sordariomycetes, Glomerellales, Glomerellaceae.